Sclerotinia trifoliorum is the source of this 2651-nucleotide messenger RNA. The record is from the annotation of a GenBank genome assembly. NCBI's taxonomy places the organism in Eukaryota, Fungi, Ascomycota, Leotiomycetes, Helotiales, Sclerotiniaceae.
UUGGUAUUCGUGAAAUCGAACGAGUGUCAACUAGACGAGUUUUCUACUUGAGAGUUUAGACUUUUCAACCAACCAUGAUGUGAGAGGUUGUCACUGGCCUCCAAAACAAGACUUUUACCAUGAUCCCUGUUUACUUCGGACUCAAGGAAUGUCCGCUUGUUUUGAUCUUAGUGCCAUCUGAUAAGAUAUGAUAAAAACUUAUUUGUGUUGCCGUUUUAUCUGAUUGAAGAUCUAAUUAGUUUGUGUUCCAUACUUUAAGUCUUUAGAAUUCUCAGCGAAGUAUAUUAAAAUAUGGCUGAUGAGUGAGGAACUACUAAUCUUAGUUGCAAGUACUGAAUCUAGAAUGGAUACUUCCAGGAUAUUUCCUUGCAUUGUACAUCUAUAGUUGUACUUUGAGCGUAAAUGAUGAACAUCUCCGAAGUCUUAUGGAUAUUUUUUCUUCUAUAACUGAAUAUGCUUGCCAUCUUAAUUUCUUCCUUGUCUUCUGUUCCAUUUCUACUUUUGUUAUACCUUCAUCCAAAUCAAUCAUGAGCGAAAAUGAACCAAAGGACAGUCCUGCGGCAAAAGCUGCCAAAGCCGCCGCGAAGAUUCUAAGGAGGAAGAGGAAUCGUAACGCCGUUAAGUACUUCGCUGCUGCUAUGGCAGCAAUUAUGGCUCUUUUUAUUCUAUCCAAAUGGAUUCGUUUUCUUUAUAUUCGAUAUACACCGAGGAACAAACCUAAGGCCAUUAAAGUGCUAGUUACUAUUACAAGGUCUGUUUUACCAAUUGAUGAAUAUCAGAGACCAUUUCCUAAUAUAUAUCUGGUCGACAGGUCAUUGAGGAAAGUUUUUAUACAAAAGAUUUGGGGUUUUACAUCGAUUGGACACUCCAUCAUCUUCCUCGUAUAUACUGCAACAAUACUUGCCGUUACCUUUAAAGAUGUAGGGGGCUGGCCAAAGUACAAUAAUUUUGCAAAGCGACUAGGUUGGUAAGUACAUCAUCACAUAGUGCCCUAGUCCUGGGUAUACGUAUUAGCUAAUUCUCAUAAAGGGUUGCUGCAGCUCAUAUUACCUUCAUUACCUUCCUAGCACUUAAGAAUACACCCCUCGCAUUUUUAACGAAUUACUCUUACGAAAGUCUCAGAGUCUUCCACAAGCUCGCAGGAUAUGGUACCAUUCUUUGGUCUACUCUUCACGCCAUUUUCUAUAUUAUCUAUGAAGCACAGUCCAAUUCUUACGAUACAUUACUUGAAAAGCACCAAAUUUUCGGUAUAGUUGCUGGAAUUGCUAUGCUAAUAAUCCUCUUUACUUCUCUUUUCAUUUACAGGAUGCAAUAUGAAAUCUGGUAUAUCGUUCAUAUUGUGAUGUACUUACUCAUACUUAUUACGGUUGCUAUGCAUAGACCAAAAAUUUCUGACCACACUGUAUACAUGAUAUUUGUUGCAUCGGCCAUAUGGUUUUUUGAUCGUUUGCUGCGACUCAGUUACCUUUGUUACUAUUUCUUUGGAAAUUUUGUCACUCUUACACCGUUACCAAAUGGGGGUACUCGAGUUUUGAUGCAUAGAUCAUCCAAGUUCAUCGAAUCGGGAACCCACGCUUUCUUGUGGAUUCCGGCUAUUCGUGCAAUCGAGACUCAUCCUUUUACUAUUGCUUCUGUUGAUGGUGCUAAGGGGAUUGGUUUCGUUGUAGCUGCUUGUGAUGGGUUUACAAAUGACCUUCAUAAUUUGGCAAUAAAAAAUCCCGGUGUAAAACUUCGUGCCUCGAUUGAUGGUCCUUAUGGAUCAGUGGUGGAAUUUUCACGCUAUGAUAAGGUCAUUUUCAUCGCUGGUGGCUCAGGCGGUGCUUUUACUUUUGGCACUGCUAUCGAAACCAUGCAUAGACUUGCAAAGAAUACGGCCGUGUCUAACACUGUCCUUGAAUUCAUAUGGGUCGUUCGUGAAGAAGGUAUGCUUGAUCUUGUCAUUCACGCCGAAUUAUCACUUAAUGAUCUUAAUUAGGCACCGUCAGUUGGUUCAGUAAUGAAUUGCAAGAGCUGAAUUCAUCACCAAAUGUCAUCGUGCGGCUUUUCUGCACAGGAAAUGUUGCAAAUAAGGCUUUCAGUGGAUCAGAUAGGACUUUAAGCAACAGUCUUUCUGGGAAAGAUAAUCUAUCAGUCAAAGUUUCUCCAGUAACUGUCCAUGGUAAUAAUGAGCAUAAGCCACAAGAACUUGAAGACUUGGAAAAGAUUACCACCACAAAAGAAACUAAUUCCAUAAACAGGGUUGAAGAAAAUUCAUUGAUGAUAGCCAGUGGCCGACCUGAUGUAUUGAAUAUUAUUCAGAAUGUUGCACAAGGUUGCGAUGAUAGUCAAAGGGUAGCAGUUGUUGCUUGCGGUCCUGGAUCUUUGAUGAAAAGUACAAGGUCGGCGGUUGCUAAGUGUAUCACAAUAAAUGGGCCGGGUUUGGAAUUACAUAGUGAAGAGUUUUCAUGGUGAUGGGAAGAACUUCUCUACUGUGAAGGUUUGCUCAUUCAGGACAUGGAAAUGCUUGUUGAACUCAUUACUUUGGUAUAAGCCUGGAACUAUUUUGUAGCUGGAUAGAUGAGAUGUAAGCCUCUUGUGUUUAAGCUGCUCCAACAUUCGUUAACAUGUCAUUUUACCUAACGAUUUGAUUGGGGGUUGUUGGUUCAAUUGAA